Molecule: messenger RNA, 1404 nt
Organism: Passer montanus (Eurasian tree sparrow)
Lineage: Eukaryota; Metazoa; Chordata; Aves; Passeriformes; Passeridae
Product: leucine-rich repeat transmembrane protein FLRT1-like
Exons: 1
Coding region: 1-1404 (467 amino acids)
Molecular function (GO): protein binding
Source: RefSeq, a predicted model, not a curated record
AUGGGGGGUGCAGAGGGGUCCCUGCCCUCUCUGUGGGGUCAGGCUGGGGGUCCUGGUCCCCCUCUCCCCGUCCCUCCCGUCGCCCGGGCACCGCGGGGGGGACCCCCCCGCCUGCCGACCCCCACCACCACCAUCACCAUCCUCAUCCUCGCGGCGCUGAGCCCCGCGCGGGCCUGCCCGGCCGUGUGCCGCUGCUCCGGCGGCCGCGUCUACUGCAACGACCGCGGGCUGACGGCCGUGCCCGAGGGGCUCCCGCCCGGUGCCACCACGCUGUUCCUGCAGAACAACCGCAUCGGCGACGCGGGCAUCCCGGCUCGCCUGGGCCGGCUGCCGGCGCUGCGGGUGCUUUACCUGUACGCCAACGCGCUGGAGCAGCUGCCGGCUCACCUGCCGCCGGCGCUGCGGGAGCUGCACCUGCAGGAGAACAACGUGCGGGGGCUCUGCCGCCGGGCGCUGGCCCGGGCGCCGCUGCUCGAGCGCCUGCACCUGGACGAUAACUCGGUGUCGGCGGCCGGCAUCGAGGAGGACGCGUUCGCCGAGAACCGCCGGCUGCGCCUCCUCUUCCUCUCGCGCAACCACCUGAGCAGCGUCCCCGCGGGGCUGCCGCCGGCGCUGGAGGAGCUGCGGCUGGACGACAACCGCAUCCACACCAUCCCGCUGCGGGCCUUCGAGGGGCUGCCGGCGCUGCGGCGCCUGGUGCUGGACGGGAACCUGCUGGCGAACCAGCGCAUGGCCGACGACACCUUCAGCCGCCUGGGCAACCUCAGCGAGCUGUCGCUGGGUCGGAACGCGCUGGCGGCGCCGCCGGCCAACCUGCCCCGAGCGCGGCUCCGCCGCCUCUCGCUGGCCGCCAACGCCAUCAGCCACGUGCCCGCCGGAGCGCUGGCCAGGAUGAGGGCGCUGGAGAGGCUGGACCUGUCGGACAACAACCUGACCACGCUGCCCAGGGGGCUCUUCGACGACCUGGGCAGCCUGAGCCACCUGGGGCUGCGCAACAACCCCUGGUUCUGCGGCUGCAACCUGGCCUGGCUGCGGGACUGGCUGCGGCGCCGCGCCCCGCCGCGCCUGGAGGUGCGGGGGCUGCUGUGCCAGGCGCCGGCCAGGCUGCGGGGGCUGCCGGUGGGCGAGCUGCGGGGCGAGAUGGACGCCUGCGAGAGCCCGGGCGGAGCGGCCGCCGCCGCGCCGGGGCUCUGGGUGCAGGCGGCUCCCGGCGGGGCCCUGCGGGUGCGGUGGCCGCCGGCUCCUCCCGGGGCGUCGCUGCGGCUCAGCUGGCUGCGGCCCGGCGGCGGAGCCGUCACCGAGACCUUGGUGCGGGGCGAGCGCGGCGAGUACGUGGUGCGGGCGCUGCAGCCGCGGGCCCCGUACCGGGUGUGCCUGGCCGCCCUGGAGCCCCCCGCCGCCUGA